Messenger RNA from Ceratitis capitata (Mediterranean fruit fly), 5856 nucleotides. RefSeq names its product Down syndrome cell adhesion molecule-like protein Dscam2. The coding region runs from base 450 to 5120 and encodes 1556 amino acids. NCBI's taxonomy places the organism in Eukaryota, Metazoa, Arthropoda, Insecta, Diptera, Tephritidae. The record is from RefSeq and is a predicted model, not a curated record. The transcript has 11 exons. Gene Ontology annotation, molecular function: protein binding.
CAUUUCAUGCGUACAAAAAUAUCGCGUCAAAUUUAAAACACAUUUCGUUCGUUCAACUCCCAAAAGUUCCACCUAAGAUUACACCAUUCUCAUUCGCACGCGAUCUGAAUGUCGGCGACCGCACGAGCAUACAAUGUGUCAUUGGCACCGGUGACCUACCGCUCACAUUUACCUGGCUUAAGGACGGACAGCCGCUGCAGCAAAUAGCCACAACCAUCACAUCGUCAGCAGCAGCGGCCGCAACAGGACAUAAUCGCCUGAUUGUCGGCGGUGGUGGUGGUGGCAGUAGUAGUGGUGUGAAUUAUAUAUUGCGCGAUGGCGGCGGCGGCGGCGGUGUUAGCGGUGGGCAUCAUAGCGGUACCGGUGGCGUUGCUGCAUCAGGUCCAUCAGGUGGCACAGCCUACGACGAUCCAGCUUCAGCCUCAGCAUCAGCGGCUGCGGCGGUAUUAAUGUCAACGAAUGCGGAUGGUAGUAGCGGUGGUGUAGAUGGUGGCGCUGGCCAAGUGACAAUUCGCCAAAAUGAUGAUUUUACCAGCGCCCUCAGCAUCACAAGUGUGACGCGAGCACAGAGCGGCACCUAUACGUGUCGCGUCCAAAACGAUGCCGCCACUGUAUCGCACUCUGCACAGCUAAGAGUCAAUGUACCACCUCGUUGGAUACUUAAACCCACCGACCAGGAUGCCAUACUUGGCAACCCUGUGGCCAUAACAUGCAAAGCUGAUGGAUUUCCGAUACCGAGUGUACAAUGGAAACAAUCGAUUGGAGACUCUGGGGAAUAUCGUGAGCUCAGUUAUGGCAUAGGCAAUGGCAAUUCGCAAUCUGUAAUUGAAACAUAUAAUAAUGGUUCACUAAUAAUACCGAAAGUUGGACGUGAGCACGAAGGCAGUUAUUUGUGUCAAGCGAGUAAUGGAAUUGGCGCCGGCUUGAGUACAUUGAUUAAGCUCACUGUGCAUGUGGGCCCCUCAGUAACGGUUUCAAAGAAACAAGUUUCCGUCCGACGCGGUGAUCGCGUUACGUUGCGUUGCGAAGCUGAUGGUGAUCAACCGCUUAAUAUAACAUGGCGUGCCAAGGCCAAUCAUAUUGAUCCUUCCUAUGAUAUACGCUACCACAUAAAAGAUUCGCCGCUCAGCCGUGGUAGUGUGUCGGAAAUGACGAUACUACAGACUAUACUUAAUGAUCGUGGUGAAUACACCUGCAUUGCCACCAAUAAUUAUGGGCAUGAUCGUGCCGUAAUCCAUCUACAAGUGCAGGAGCCACCGAAUUUUCCCGUCAAUUUGCAUGUUACCGAUUUGGGCAGUCGUUCAGUGACGUUGGCUUGGUCGCCUAAUGAUCAAGAUUCUAUUUUUAUGAAUAACGGCGGCAAUAAUCGCGAUUCCCAACCGAUAUCGAACUAUAUUUUACAAUAUAAGAAAGCUGGCGAUGUUUGGCACGAGCAUAAUAACCAAAAAUUGCUACCCGGUGAUAAAACGACGGCGCAAAUUGGUUCCCUACGUCCCGCGCAGGCGUAUCACUUUCGACUAUAUGCUGAAAAUCAUUUGGGCACCAGCGCACCGAGUGACAUUUUGUUAGUUCAAACCGACGCUGAAGUGCCAAGUGGUCGUCCACAAGAUGUUUCGGCUGAACCCUUGGGACCGCAACAAUUGCUCAUCACUUGGCGUCCACCAGAGCGUGAGACCUGGAACGGUGAACUUCUGGGCUAUACAAUAGCAUAUCAGAAGCACGGUGCUCCUGAUAGUGUACAGAACUUUACCAAAGUGAGUAGUUUAGGAGGUGAAGGUCUGAACGACUUUCGUCUCACCGGUUUGGAGAAAUACACGCAGUAUGCUAUAACUGUGUCUGCGUUCAAUGUGAAAGGGGAUGGACCGCCGAGUGAGUUGACGAUGGGUCAUACCUUAGAGGAUGUACCAUCAGCGCCACCACAAGGUGUUACCUGCAUUGCGUUAACAGCACAAAACAUACAGAUUUCCUGGCAAGCGCCACCAAAAGAGUCUAAUCAUGGCAUUAUUCAAGGCUAUAAGCUGCUCUACGAACCCGGUAAUAUUGAGUCAGAGUAUGGUACACGCGAAACAAAGAUCACUUCAGCGCUGAGCACAGUCUUACAUGGCCUCCAGCCUUUCACAAAUUAUAGCGUACAAGUUUUGGCUUUUACACGCGCAGGUGAAGGUGUGCUCAGUCCCACCGUGUCCUGCACAACCGAGGAGGCAGUGCCAGAUGCGCCAGAGCGCGUCAAAUCUGUCGUAAGUAGUGAGUCCUCUGUCAUUAUCAGUUGGUUGCCACCACGUCGACCCAACGGCAUUGUGACCAAAUACAAUGUUUAUAUACGAAUACUGGAUAAAGGGCAAGAGUUGAAAAUUCUCAAGGAAGUGCUACCAGCGAAUAAUCGCCACUUCGAAGCCAAAGAUCUAAUGUUACGCGAAACAUAUGAAGCUUGGGUUACAUCAUCUACUCGUGUGGGUCAAGGACCCAGCACGCCGGUAAUCAAGCUGAUACCAAGCCCUUCAGUGCCAGCAGCAAUCAUAUCAUUCAGUCAAACGCUGAGCGUCAGCUGGCGUGUGGAUUUGAAGUUGGCUUGCGUUUUCGUCGGCAACCCUAAACCAAAUUCUGAAUGGAAAGUUUUAAAUGCACGUUCCAAAAAACAUUUUCGCCUUGAGGUGAGCAAUGACAAUACGUUAACCUUGCGAAAUAUACAACGUACACACGAGGGCAACUAUUCAUGUGUGGUACGUAACUCGAUUGGCUCUGAUCACAUUGUCUAUCAGGUAUUUGUGCAAGUACCGCCAUCUCCACCAAUGCUCUCUGUUAUCGGCAGCACAGCGAACUCAGUGUCGUUACAAUGGCGUGUCGACGAUAUAGGUGGCGCACCGCUUCGUGGUUUUACCAUGACUUUUCGCAAGGAAUUUGGUGAUUGGGAAGAGAUACAAUUGGACAGGCGUGUCAACUCUCAUCUAAUUGAGAACUUGGACUGUGGCACACGCUACCAAUUCAAUAUGGUGACAUUUAAUAAAAUUGGCACUAGUGAAACGAGCGCUAUUGAAACGGCGAAAACGAAAGGUAACAAACCAAUUGCGCCGCAUAAACAGAGCUUGAUACGGCCAAAUAUAACAUCAACACUGCUGGAGUUAUCCUCCUGGCAGGACGGUGGCUGUCCGAUACAGUAUUUCAGCAUUGAGUUUCGCCGCUAUGGCAUUUCUAGCGAUUGGAUAAUUGUCUCUAGUCGCAUAGAGACACACACACGCUACACAAUUGGUGAUCUGGAGCCGGGCACAGCUUACAACUUACGCAUUGCCGCGCACAAUAAUGCCGGAUCCACGAUUAAGGAGUACUACUUUGAAACAUUACACUUUAAUGGCCUUUCAGCCGAGUUGGAUCAUAGCGACUUGCCAGAGGUGCGGACACUCUUCCGCGAUGUACAUCUGAUAGCGGUGAUUAUCACAUCCGUAUUUGGCACAAUCUUGGCAAUAGUAGGCGCUUGUAUUUGCUUCAAGAACUAUCCUCGUCAACUAUUUGCACGGAAUGUCGACUCAAUGCGGCCGCAUGGCGCUGACGGCAAGGAUAUACAACAUCGUGAACAAUACUACGGUACGGUACGCAAAUCAUGCCAGCAAUCUCCACGUGAAUCGGUUGCUGGACUUGAACGCAUACCUGAAUACUCUGAAGAUAUCUAUCCUUACGCUACAUUCCAUUUACCAGAACAUGAAAAUCAAUCGGCUAACAUACCACUCAGCCGCAAGGGCGGACUGCCGGCCAUGUACGAUCCGCGUGGUGGUGGCGUUGCUGAUGACAAUACGCUCUCCAGUACGGGUGCUAAGGUGAAACGAUCGGUUUCGGCGGGUAUUGGCAGCAGCAGCUCUACUGCGAAUUUAGGCGGUGGACCGGGACAGGUGUCGGGUGAGUGUAGUCAUACGAAUACUGAGAAACGGCAUAAGCGACGCUCGAAAGCAAUCAAAUCGGAAUCGGAGGAAUAUGACAGCUUGAACAGUGAUAGUGAUUUGAGCGGAGAACGCAUGCGAGAGCGAGAGCGCGAACGUGAGGAAAAUCGCAGUGGACAUGAAUCCUCAUCGCAUCUAGAUGAUGGAGGCUAUAAUCCACGCGGCCACAGUCCGUGCAGUGGCGCAAAUGUCGGGGGCAAUAAAGAGCGUCUUUCAGUAUUCAGUAGGCCUCAACUUCAUAGUAACAGCAUGGACCCCGUGCCCUUCGACUACCGGCUCUUUGACCCGCCACCAAAACAGCCGAAACCAACAAUUGCCUGUGGUGCACAAUCACAAUCGCAUCACCAUCACCAACGACAAACAUCAGCAACAUCAACAUCCACAUCCGCAUCCACAUCUGCCCAAAAUCCAGCCAACCAUACAAAUAUGUCCAGCGGUCUAUCCGGUGGCAAAAUACGAACAAAAGAUACCGAUAAUAAUUCCAACAGCGGCAGUAACCUCCUCCUCUCCGGCGAAUUCCAAUACAGUACAACUAACAGCAUCCCCGCCCCGCAUAUUGUCCAGUCGGGUUCAUAUGUCGAAAUUCUGAAGCAUGCCGCACCACAUCCAACCAAUUUACAAACCAACAAUCAAACAGCGAUGCAAACACCAAAUGCCAAACGCUCUAACAGCGGUGGAGGUGUUGGUGCAAAUGGCGGUGGAAAAAAUGCUGUCGGCGGUGCAGCUUUGGCUUGCCACAACAAGAGCUAUGGUGAUUUUCUCACCAUUACACCAAGGCGCAAAGGAAAAUUACUCUCAUCCGGCUAUGGUGACAAGCAUGGUGGAUUGGUCGAUGGCAACAAUCAGGAUAAUUAUCGCCAUCAUUUACCAACCAGCAUUGAGCCACUACAUCUAUUGGGCAUACCCAAUGACAAUAUGUCCACAUUCUUUGACUAUCGCGCCAUGGAGACGCUCAGCAAUGCAGACACACUAGCGAUCGGCAGCAGCAUUUCUGGGCAUGCACACAACAAAGGCAAGGCGUAUGAUGCAGGAAUAACCUGUCUGAAUGCGAACAAUUAUGGCGAGUCUACACAGAGCAGCAGCAAUUCGGGCAUACCGGAUGAGUUUCAUAAUAUCAUUAGUGAGAAGAAUCUGAGUCCACCCUCAGCAUUCAGUGACAACAACAGCUGUCUGCCUAAAAGUAAAGGCUAAGUCUGCUUGCAGUUAGUAUGUUAGGAAAUUCAAUGAAGAUCAUCAUAUCAAAACUGAGGACACUAGAGAUAACCAAACUACGCUCUGCUUACAAGUAUGAACUGAAAAGAACUGAAGAAUUCUGCAUAUCAAUUGACGGACAUACACAAAUACAUUCCUGUUUACGUAGCGUCAUUGUAACGGUUAUACUAGAAUUACUUCAUACAUAAUCAAGUUAAGAAACAUUUAAUCGGGUUAGCACAUCAAUAAAACGAAACGAAGUUGAAACCAAAGACUUUACAAAAGCAUUUAACUACGAAACAAAUAGAAAUGUUAAGAUAUUUAACAAGCGAAAAACAACUACAAAGCGACGAAUGUGUAACAUUAAGCGACUGGUUUGAUUUUAAGAUCUCAAAAAUUAACAAAAAAAAUCCAUAUGUAACUCCUAGGGGCAAUAUUACAUUUAUAGAUCACGUAAGCCAAAAGUUGAAUUAGACCCUUUCAAAAAUAUAUGUACAUGUAUAAAUGGUUACAUCUCUAGAUACUAGUCUACUCGUAUAUGAUUAAAAACAACUUUUGUGUAAAAUAACUUAAAUUUACGGUACUAGCAGUAAGCAGUGAAGCAUAGUUCAAUUCAUUAGUCCUAAAUAUUUAUAGUUUUUACACAACAGUCAAUUCCAAUAAUCCAUCUCGGUAUUUUGUAGUCAUUUUAAUCUUUGAGGUAUAUAUAUAUUUUUUUUCAUUCGUUCUUUUCUAA